Penicillium verhagenii is the source of this 930-nucleotide messenger RNA. RefSeq names its product putative phosphorylase. Gene Ontology annotation, molecular function: ATP:ADP adenylyltransferase activity; ATP binding. Lineage: Eukaryota; Fungi; Ascomycota; Eurotiomycetes; Eurotiales; Aspergillaceae. The record is from RefSeq and is a predicted model, not a curated record. The transcript is spliced from 2 exons. Gene Ontology annotation, biological process: nucleotide metabolic process. The coding region runs from base 1 to 930 and encodes 309 amino acids.
AUGCCAAUUGGUCUUCUCAGUCAUGCGGAGAUAUGCGCCAAGUUCGACCGACUGGUGUCGAACGGGAUCAUUGCUUAUCAGCCCAGCAAACCGGUCCUUGUUACCGACCAGGGCAUGAUCUUCUGCUUCCAUGUGGUCCAGACCCUGAAGAGCAAGCCACAGGCUGAUGACAAAGUCCACGUCUUGAGCUCGGGCGCAUCCGAGUCGGAUCCUCAUUCGGGAACAUUUGGUCCCGGCAGCGAUCUAGCAAGAGAUCACCCUGAUAUUUUUAUCACCAUCGUCAAUGACACCCAUUAUCUGGUGCACAACAAGUUCCCGGUCUUUCGCCCCAUGCUCCUCCUGCUGACGGUGGACUCGUAUCGGAGGCAACACGAGGCGCUUGAUCGUGAGGACCUCGAUGCCGGGUGGCAGAUGAUCUGUGAGAUGAAAGAGGAACAUUAUGUUUUCUUUAACUGUGGUGUCUUGGCGGGCUCUAGUCGGGCUCAUAAACAUUUGCAGGUGAUUCCUGCACCAGGGGCUGAUGAUAGAUACGGUGAAGGGUUCAAGUUCUUCCCGGAUUAUGAUUCGGUGCCAGAGGAAGGCCCGCCUGGUUUUGUUCAUCUAUUGCAACAAUUUCGGGAUCUGCCGGGUGAUCCUGUCAUAAACAGCGAGCUUGUGCUAGAAAUUUACAUGCGAUUGUUGCGACAGGCUAGAGAAUUGCUCAAUGUGCAAGAGGGUGAUCCAUGUCCGCAUAACUUUAUCUUGACCAAGCGGUGGAUGAUGGUCGUUCCUAGACAAGCAAAAUUAUGUCAUGGAAUUACUGCCAACUCAGCAGCAAUGGUCGGCUCGGUUUACUUGGAUGACCCAAAGCAGCUGGAUGCAUGGAAGGAGGUUGGUCCGAUGAAGGUUCUAGCCAGUCUUGGACUGCCUAGAGAGCAGCUAAAGAAUUAA